AUGGCAGAAACAUGUAACCCUGAGUUUGCGCUUGCUAGCAAUCCGAUAUGCUUUUUUUCUCUCUUAAUUUCUUUAGUCAGUUUGGGAUUUUACAUAUUUAUAGCGGUGGCACAACUUGGUUCACCUGAUGAUUUGGUACAGGAUUCAACGUACAGUUGGUCUACGUUUCCUAUCCUUAUAGCACAGUUCAGUGGAACUAUAAUAGGGGUCAUUGCCCCUAUCAUUAGAUGUUUUACAGUUGUGAGAUACAAAUCUUUUGGUAGGGGGCUGGGAGCUUAUGGUGGAUGUGUUCAGAGUGGAAAGAUAUUGGACUCAUACCCUAUUCGAGUGGAAGGAAGAUCCAAUAACCUUUCGGUUAAGGAGUCGGAGAUUAAGAAGGUUUAUCCGGAAACUGAAAAGCACCGGUCUUAG
Messenger RNA from Lactuca virosa, 411 nucleotides. Lineage: Eukaryota; Viridiplantae; Streptophyta; Magnoliopsida; Asterales; Asteraceae. The record is from the annotation of a GenBank genome assembly.